Messenger RNA from Colossoma macropomum (tambaqui), 1673 nucleotides. RefSeq names its product developing brain homeobox 1a (gene dbx1a). Gene Ontology annotation, biological process: cell differentiation in spinal cord; regulation of transcription by RNA polymerase II. The transcript is spliced from 4 exons. The coding region runs from base 1 to 762 and encodes 253 amino acids. The record is from RefSeq and is a predicted model, not a curated record. Gene Ontology annotation, molecular function: DNA binding; DNA-binding transcription factor activity, RNA polymerase II-specific. Lineage: Eukaryota; Metazoa; Chordata; Actinopteri; Characiformes; Serrasalmidae.
AUGAUGAUGAUGAUGAUGAUGAAGACUCCGCCCCCUCCUCCUCUCGCCCCGCCCCCACCGCGCAGGUCCGGGUUUCGCGUGGAAGAGCUGCUGCUGCCGCGAGCCCCGCCCACCCCGCCCGUGCUCACCAAAACCCACCAACCAGGAGCGCCAGAGGACCUGAAGUUCGGAGUUAGAGCCAUCCUCGCGCACACGCCCAGGACAGGUAAGACUCCGGGCCCCCCUGCCGUCUGCUCGUUCCACCCCAAAGCUUUUCCUGCUCCGUAUUAUGAUGGAUCUUUCUACCCUUUCAUCCGCUCCGCUUACUUCCCUGCCUCUUCAUCCAUGGUGCCCAUUCCCGGGACAUUCUCAUGGCCCCUGGCCUCCAGAGGGAAGCCCAGAAGAGGGAUGCUCCGGAGGGCCGUGUUUUCGGACGUCCAGCGGAAAGCUCUGGAAAAAAUGUUCCAGAAACAGAAAUACAUCAGCAAACCGGACAGGAAGAAGCUUGCCGCCAAACUGGGCCUUAAAGACUCACAGGUCAAAAUCUGGUUCCAGAACAGGAGAAUGAAGUGGAGGAACUCGAAGGAGAGAGAGUUGCUGUCUGCUGGAGGCUGCAGAGAGCAAACCCUGCCCACAAAGACCAACCCGCACCCGGACCUGAGCGACGUGGGGAAGAAGUCUUCAGAGGAGGAGGAUGAAGGCGAGCCCAACGUUGUGUCUCCGUCUCAUUUCAGGAAACACUCAGAUUUUUCAGCGUCAGAUGAAGAAAUAAUGGUCUCAUAGAAGCUCCCACAGUUUUUAUGAGACUAAAGUGACUGUAAACGCAAAGCACAAACGCAGCUAAUGCGGUCAAUAAAGGAAGUCGAGGCUGAAGUUGGCUUGUUGUUCGAACUUUCCGUUCCACCUUAAAUGGUGCAGCGGUUACAUGUAUUGGUAUACAUGACAUAUAGCAGAUACAGGUAACUGGGGCACCAACUUAGGUGGAACGGAAAGGUCGGAUAAGAAGCCAACGUCUUGCAUUUGAAGUUGUUCUAGCAUUUUCCUAGCUGCUGAACCAUUGAAGGUUAGACGGAAAAUUCAAACAAGAAUCGGGCGAAUACGAAAGCAACUUUAGCUUUAUCGACACAAAGCCUUGCACGGCGGACAUGUUAGGCCAAACUACGCCCUGUUCUAGAAAAUAUAGUGAUUUAUCUAUUGAAUUUAAGUGAUUCUAACUCAGUUUUCUCAUUUUCUCUCAGACUUUAGUCUUCAUCCUGUGUUCUCGUGCAACUUCAGUUGGCAGGCCAUGUUAGCACGCUAGCUAAGCCAGCAUUAGCACUAUAGUCAUAUCCUAGCUCGCACUGUUUGGCAGAUAUCUUCAUAACAUUUAUCUUGUAUGUAAUAAGAAAACGUCGUUUGUUGUGUUCUAGAUAAUAACACUACAGUGGUAGCUAACGUUUUCAUUUUGGUGCUAACUUCAAAACUCCACUAGCUAGCCAGCUAGUUAGGUUUCCAAGGAGGCCAUGCCCAUAUCUGAAGUAGUGAGCAAUGUUUUAGUUAAAACCACCUAAAUUCAGGAUACUAAGGCGAUUAAUGUAGAAAUCUGAGUUAAAAUGGCUAAAACCAUCUACAAAUGAUCAUAUUUAUGGCCCACAUCCAGGCCAUAAUUGUGCAUCUCUGUAAUUAGACCACUAUGAACAUUCACAUGAAUGUAU